CUCUGCAGAGCAGUCAGACUCCUCUCUUCAGCGCAGACAGUUUACCAUGUGAAAUGCACUUGCCUGGACUCUAUGCGGGAGUUUUAAAGUCAUGGCUCUCCAUCUCCAUUUACGCACGGCGCGUCACUGAAGAUACUACGCACUUACAGUGAGACUUUUACAGGAUACAUUUAGGAAUAAAUUGACAUUUCUUUGCGUUUAUGCCAUGAGGAUGGAGACGGUUCUGUUUUACCUGCUUGCCUUCACAUUGGCCCGGGUUAGCAGUCUUGGAUAUUCGGAGUCCAGCGUUCAGACGGGACAGAGAGCGGCCAGCAGACACAGGAACUGGUGUGCUUAUGUGGUGACACGCACUGUCAGCUGUGUGAUGGAGGAUGGGGUCGAGACGUACAUAAAACCAGACUAUCAACGCUGUACCUGGGGCCAAUGUCCUCGAGUUGCGUACCGGACAUACAGGAGGCCAAGGUAUAAGGUAGCUUACAAGAUGGUGACAGAAAUGGAGUGGAAGUGUUGCCAUGGUUACUCUGGGCAAGACUGCAGCGAUGGGCCAAAGGGAACCACGGACACUCAGGUCAAUGGAGGGCGACCCGCUGUCACGACGCCGGUUAUCAACCCAGGCGGCGGACAAAGAGGAGAAGGUGACAGUGGGAAGAUCAGACAGCUGGAGGAAACAAUCCGUGGUCUGUCCAAAGACCUCCACAACAUGCAGACCGACCUCACUGGCAUAAACCGGAAACUGACUGGUCUGAAUGGGGCAAUUGUCCCUUCUGAUGCCGCUCAGCCACAUAUGAAGGAAACCAUCAACAGCAUCCAGACCAAACUGGACCAUCUUUACAACAGGACACAGGUCCAUGAUCAGACCCUGCUCAACAUCAACAACCACCUGGUGAAUGGAGGGGGUAAUGAACUCGAUGGAGCGGCCAAAGGAGGAGGAGGACCCGGGGGAAAGCAGAUAAACACUCUGAAGGAGGAGAUACUGACGGAGUUGGAGAGAAGGGUGUCUCUGUCCUGCUCUUCCUGCCAGGCCGGUGUAGAGGACCUGAGGCGCCAGCAGCAGGAAGACAGGGAACGAAUCCAAGGUCUGGAGAAGCUGAUCAGCUCCCUGGAUGUACACCUGAGGCAGAGCCUGGACAUCUCCCGCAGUGAGACCCAGCGCUCCCAGGCCUGCUGCAACACCGUCACUGAGCUUGAGAAGAGGCUGUCGGGUCUUGAGGUCCGUGUCACCUCCACGGCUAACAAGUGUGACACAAUCAAAGGACGGCUGGAUAAGGAGCUACCUGGGACCGGUGGAGGAAAGGGAAGAGUGACAGAAGACAGGUUGAAUGGCAAACUGAGAGAACUGGAAAAGAGGGUGAAUAACACAGUGAGGAAGACAGAACAGAGGUGUACUAACACCGGGAACAAUGUGAAGGACAAUGUCCAGAGGGACGUCACGCAGCUGCGCAACAUGUUCCUCAGUCGGCUGGAUGACCACAGCUUCAAGAUCGGCAAGAUAGAGCUGGACGUGUCUGUUCUCGGAGAUACGGUCACUGACCACAGUCGGCGUUUAAGCCAGCUUGAGAACAUCACAACCUUCCUGGACAGAAGGUUAACAUCUACCACAAACAUGUGCAAUGAGACGUGCGGGCCGAACGGAAAAGACCGUAAGACAGAUGACACUGUGAAAACAUUACAGUGGAGAGUUGUUGCCAACCAAGACGACAUCAAGAAGUUUAACACUAAGUUAAAUGACCUGUCCGUGACAGGGGACUCAAUAAUUGACAGAGUGAUCAACUUAACAAAUGAUGUCAAAAAGAUAAUAGCUGUGACAGGGGAGAGCGGUGAGAAUUUCAACCGGAUUGUCACAGAGGUUGAAACGUUGGGAAACGAUAUAGAGGAUUGUUCUGUUUGCAGCAGUAUAGACGAGGACUUGCGCAAGCUAGCCAACUCCACCAAGUUUGGCCUCAGCAAGUGCCAGUCAGAUCUGACUGAUCUGCGGAAAAAGGUGGACUCAGGAGAAACUGUCUCCUCUCAAGUGUGCUCCAACCUUCAGGAGGAAGUGGGACGACUCAGAGAGGAAGUGGAGGAGUGUACCGGACAGUGUAAGGUCAACAUCAACGAUCUGAAGAAGCGCCUGGAUGGUCAUGGUGUCCACAAUGGAAAAUUAGGAGGCGAUCUGAAGUCCAUCCAAGGAGAACUGGCUGAGGUCAUAGUCACGUUUAACUCCAUCAAUGACACUCUGAAGGGUCUGGGAAGGACUGUUCAGACACAUGGGAACACGCUGACUGAUCUGACCAACUCCAAGGACAACAUCUUCUCUGAGGUGGACGAUUUGCAGAAGGAGCUGACAGAUCACGUAGAUGACUCGAAGAUUCAAUUCGACAACAUGGGCAAAGAGAUCCAAAUAAUCAGGAGCAACUAUGUGACGGAGGUGGGGGAGUGCCGGCGGUCCAGCGACGGCCUGGACAGAAGACUCUCGAAGCUGGAGGGAGUGUGCGGACGCUUCGACUCUUUUUCAGACAGCCUGGUGAGGAUCAAGGAGGGCCUGAACCGACAUGUGUCUGGGCUCUGGAGCUGCGUUAAUGGACUCAACGUCACCGUAACGUCUCAAGGAGAUCACAUCGACAAUAUCCAGAACGUCCAGCUGGUGAACGUCCACUCAGACAUUAACAGACUGAACUCUUCAGUGUUGGACUUGGCCAAGGAGUUCCACAGUUUCAUAGAGCAAGACUUCAUGGGUCCACCUGGUCUACCGGGCCCCCGUGGAGCAGAAGGCGAGAGUGGAAUCCAGGGUCCUAUCGGAUCCCAAGGGAGGGUGGGACCUCAGGGCAGAGAGGGCAGGCAGGGACAAGCUGGACCCCCAGGUCUCAGAGGUGAACAGGGACUUGCAGGGUCUGAUGCCCACGUGCCACGCCUUUCUUUCUCUGCGGCACUGACUCGACCCAUGAGAAGUGCAGGAACCAUCGUGUUCAACGAGAUCUUUGUCAAUGAAAAUAACUCCUACGAUCCCAAGACAGGUUACUUCACAGCUCCAGUGAGUGGGAAGUACUUCUUCAGCGGCAUCCUCACGGGCCACAAGAACAUGAAGAUCGAGGCCGUGUUGUCCAAGUCCAACACUGGCGUGGCCCGUGUGGACUCAGCCGGAUAUCAGCCUGAAGGCCUGGAGAAGCCCAUGGCCGAGGCCAAACACAUCCCUGGAGCUCUGGCUGUCUUCAACAUCAUCCUGCCCAUGGAGGCCGGGGACACCGUCUGCAUCGACCUGGUCACGGGCAAACUGGCGUUCUCCUCGGAACCGUUGACCAUCUUCAGUGGGAUGCUGCUGUACGAGACCAUCUGAUUGGAUGGAGUCCCAUUAUAAUCAGUCUCUCUGGGUGAAACUUGCAACAUGAGAGCAUUGUAGUUGGACUCAAAAAGAGCCACUGCCUGAGCAGUCAAAGAGACUGAAAUAGCUGGACUGAAUGAAUUCAGCAAGGAAAGAAAUACUUUAUAAUUUGACCUUACGUGCUAUGAAGGAAGGACAACAAAAAGUUGUUUCCAACCACAAUCAUUUUGGUGUGUCUCACAGCUUUAAGGAAACUAUUUGUGCAAAGAGCCAUUGUGUUUUUUAUUCUAUGAUGUGUUGCCUUUAGAAAAAGGCCACUGAAGAGUUAUAUUAUAAUUACAUAUUUCAUGUUGUUCUUUAAACUUGAAUUCUUCCCUGAUUCCACCAAGAUAGCCUUCAGGUCUUUCGUGUGCCAAUGAGAGGACAUAGGGGGGAAAUGAAAAAAGAUUAAAGAUGUGGACGUCUUUCUGCUUUUAUGUGUAAUCUGCCCACAGCAUAUCAAAUGUUCAGAGGUUAUCGCACACCAUUUGUUCCUGUUUAUAAUAUAGUUCCUUUUUCUCCAUGCUCACAGUUUCACUUUGACCACAAGCAAAUUCCCAGAAACACAACAUUGACUGCCAAUUGUUUUGGAAAACAUGCAGAGUGAUGUAGGCGGAGGCGACACAGUCCAAACCACUAUUCUUUAGAAGGAAGUGCACAAAUGAAGUCACUGACAGUUCAUCCUAGAAAACCACAGGAUUUUAUAAAUCCUACAUCAGCAAAACAAUAAGCCCAUUUUAGGACAUCAGCUAUGCCCAGAGAAGGGAGGAGGAAGGUGGACAGGGGGAAGAAUGUCUUUGUUUUGUACCUCUGUCCUAAUAAGGGCCAUCUUAACUCGGUGGAGGAUCAAGUCGUUGAAGUUAUGAGGCUGUUACUAUCAUUCUAUCUUACUGUGGAAUUCUUGUGUAAAGCUAAGAAUAACAAACAAUGAAGCUGAACCCUUGUCUCUAUGCAACAAAUCCCAUGUCUUCCAUGAAUACACACACUUCCUGCCUUUAGAAGUCUUAUUAAAAAUGUCUCCAGAAGGAAAAAUGUGCACAAUAUCAAGUUCGUAUAUAUUUUUGGAUGGAAUUUAAAAGGAACAUUGCACAUUUUUUAGACAAUACAACAGAUUGGCUUAUAUCUGAUUACAUUUACCUUACGGUGGAUAAUACAUUUUCCUCAUUCAGUGUGGGAGUGUUAUUUUAUGGUUCUAUGCAUUGUAUAACCCCGAAGGAAUGUAAAUAUUUUUCAGCCCGUAUCAUAUUUGUAUGAGUUACCACUUCACCUUGCCAGGUAUUGUGUAUGUUUUGUAUGUUUUUGCCACAAGUGUGCCUCAAAUACAGACACCCUGUUUUACACAUCUGAUGUCAACAGUCUCACUUUUAUCCUCUUUGUGUUCCUUUAUUAAAUGAGCAAGGAUGUGCCAGGUUCAACUCUC
Messenger RNA from Trematomus bernacchii (emerald rockcod), 4757 nucleotides. RefSeq names its product elastin microfibril interfacer 1a (gene emilin1a). The coding region runs from base 206 to 3313 and encodes 1035 amino acids. NCBI's taxonomy places the organism in Eukaryota, Metazoa, Chordata, Actinopteri, Perciformes, Nototheniidae. Gene Ontology annotation, molecular function: protein binding. The record is from RefSeq and is a predicted model, not a curated record. The transcript is spliced from 12 exons.